Megachile rotundata (alfalfa leafcutting bee) is the source of this 793-nucleotide messenger RNA. It is a transcript of the gene mRpL43, whose product is annotated as mitochondrial ribosomal protein L43. Gene Ontology annotation, molecular function: structural constituent of ribosome. Gene Ontology annotation, cellular component: mitochondrial large ribosomal subunit. The record is from RefSeq and is a predicted model, not a curated record. Gene Ontology annotation, biological process: mitochondrial translation. Lineage: Eukaryota; Metazoa; Arthropoda; Insecta; Hymenoptera; Megachilidae.
AAUACGGAAACUAGAUUUCUUCUCGAAUGCAUAGUUUGUUAGACAUGCGUUCUUGAACAACACCGUCGUAAAGUUACAUAUACGUUAUCGGCUGCAAAAAUGUCAAAUAAAUAUAUAUUUCAAAAGUUUGGAUAUUUGAACACACCAUUUGGUUUGGGCAUUGGUCGCUACGUAUGUCAAUUGCAGAGAGUAACUUUAAAAUUUUGUAAAAACCAAGGUGGGAGCCUCGGAGUUAGGAAAUUUAUAGAGAAUGAUUUAAUUAAUUAUGCGAAAGAAAAUUCUGGUGUAGUAAUCUAUGUCAAACCAAGGAGACACAGGAAUCCUGUUAUAAAAGCAGAAUAUUUAAAUGGUGAUGUACAUUGGAUGUGCGUUACCAAUUACACUCGCGAAGACAUUGUACAAUGGAUGGAAUUAUUAAGGACACAGUAUCACGAUGGUCCAGCUUAUAGACUGAUUAAAUUAUGGCAUACAGAAUUCCCUUCCAUUCAAGGGCCAUGGACACCGUUUACGUUUAAAGAACCGUCUCUAAAUUUAACUAAAUUCCCGAAUAAAAAUAUUGGUAGAGCUGUCCAGUUCAAACCCACAGCGACGGAAGAAUUGAUUAGAUUAUUUAAAGAACAACAAGAAUCUGAAAAACUUCAAGAAGAAUAUGAUGAAGCUCAAAAAAAUAAUGGUUAAAUGAUAAUACUAGUUAUUCAUGUUUUACUGUGUAUAAAUGUUGUAUAAAAAUAAAGUUAAAAAGUGGAUAUAUUGGAAACUUGGACCAAUAUAUCGCAACACGUCAGAAAUAAUA